Molecule: messenger RNA, 960 nt
Organism: Nematolebias whitei (Rio pearlfish)
Lineage: Eukaryota; Metazoa; Chordata; Actinopteri; Cyprinodontiformes; Rivulidae
Gene: srd5a3
Product: steroid 5 alpha-reductase 3
Exons: 5
Coding region: 1-960 (319 amino acids)
Biological process (GO): polyprenol catabolic process; dolichol-linked oligosaccharide biosynthetic process
Cellular component (GO): endoplasmic reticulum
Molecular function (GO): 3-oxo-5-alpha-steroid 4-dehydrogenase activity
Source: RefSeq, a predicted model, not a curated record
AUGACUUGGAGCUCGGUUGGCUUGAAUUUGAUAGAUUGUUUAUGGUCUUUUCUGGUUUUAUGUUUCCUUGGGGCAUUUUGUGCGCACAAAUUCUUGUCUCGCGUGCCAGAAUCACGCGAGACGUCAACUUUGUGGCCGUUAUUUCAGGAUCUUAUUCGGUUCGGAAAAACCAAACAAAGCGUGAGCAGGACGGAGUGGCAGCGAGUGUUUGACGUCCCCAAAAGGUGGUUUUGGCACUUUUAUCUUGUGUCUGUUUGCUGGAGUGCUUUUCUCCUGGUGCUGUACUUGAAGGCCGCCUGCCAGCAGCAGCCCUACCCUCCAUGGCUGACCUGGACUUUAGAAACGCUGACAGGUGGGCCCAGAGCAGGCAGCAAAGUCCCACAGCUGUCCACUGUCGUGCUGCAGCUGCUGCUCUGCGUCCACGCCCUCAGGAGGCUGCUGGAGUGUGCGUUUGUCAGUGUGUUCUCUCAUGGGGUCAUCCAUUUCAUGCAGUAUGCGUUUGGUCUCGGGUAUUAUAUUGUGCUGGGACUGACCGUGCUCUGCACAGAUUUCACAGCUCAAGGUCAGACAAACCGUACGGGCACUUUCCUCUUUCAGCUGAACUGGCUUCAUGUUGCUGGAGUUGCACUUUUUGUUGGCGCUUCAGUGCUGCAGCAUCAGUCCAUCGUCCUACUGGCCAGGCUUCGAACUGGAAAAUCAGGCCGAGUGGAGACGCUGGCUCAUAGGAUGCCCAGUGGGGGCUGCUUCGAGCUGGUUUCGUGCCCACAUUACUUUGCAGAGUUGCUGAUCUACGUCUCAUUUAGCUUGAUAGUUGGUGGCCACUCUUUGACCUGGUGGCUUGUGGUCCUUUAUGUGCUUUUCAAUCAGGCACUGGCAGGGCAGCUCAGUCAUGAACUUUAUGUUAGCAAGUACGACUCAUACCCAAAGCACAGAAAAGCAUUUAUACCUUUUGUGCUCUGA